AUGGCUGACCGGUUUAGCUUGUUGCCAGAUGAAUUGAUUUGUCACAUUCUCACAUUUCUCCCAACAGAAGAUGCAUUUACCACAAGUUUUCUUUCAAAGAGAUGGAAACCAUUAUGGCUCUUACUUCCCAAUCUCGACCUUGAUGAUGUACAUUUCAUAAAAAGUGGCAAAUCCAAAUCUCUCUUAAGGAAGAUGAUGUCCAUUUUGGUACAAAGUGUGCACCAGCAACACGUCAGAAGUAUCCGCCUCAGAUGUGCGUCGGCUUCUAAUUAUUUUGAGUAUGAAGAAGAAGACAGUGCCAACUUUAAUACAUGGAUAACUGCUGCAGCAGAAGAAGGAUUGAAGCACAUUCACAUUCACUUCUCUUGGAUUUUCAAUCAACUUGGUUUCAUUUUUAGUUUAAGAACUCUGGUUGUUCUUGAUUUGAAAUUUGUUUGUGUGCAUGCUUUUGGUAAAGUAGACCUUCCCUCACUUAAAACCUUGCGUUUGAAUAGAGUUGAGUUUUCAUUGGACUUCUAUCUUACAAAAUUACUUAACGGCUGUCCAAAUCUUGAGGAGUUUGAAGGAAUCAGUUUAUCAUCAGUGGUGAGCUGGGAUACUGAUAUCGAAUAUAAAAGCAGAAGCUUAUCCAAGUUGGCCAGGGCAAGCAUUUCACACUUAGAUGAAUUUAAUAUUCCUUUUGACAUCUUUUCUAACGUUGAGUUCUUUCUCUUAAAAGAGAUUGUUCUUGAUGAUCUUCCUGUAUUUGCCAAUUUAACUCGUGUUGAAGUCGUAUAUGUAAGAAGAAGUGUUUAUUGGAAAUUGGUAUUUGGUGUGUUUGAGAAUUGUCCCAAGCUUCAAGAAUUUUUCCUUGGCAAGCCACCGAUUUUAAUAUCGGAAGACAUUUUAUGGUAUUGUCCAUGUGUUGUUCCUGAAUGCCUUUCUUUGCAGUUUAGAAAGUGUACUGUUAUGAAUUAUAUGGGUGAAAAAUACGAAAAAGAGUUUGUAAAAUACAUUGUGGAAAACUCAACAUCUUUACCGGAGAUGGCCAUGCACACUCCGGCUUCGUUGGAUCCACAGAGAAGGCUUGAAAUACAAAACGAACUAGAAAAUUAUUGUAACCAAUAG
Molecule: messenger RNA, 1107 nt
Organism: Vicia villosa (hairy vetch)
Lineage: Eukaryota; Viridiplantae; Streptophyta; Magnoliopsida; Fabales; Fabaceae
Product: F-box/FBD/LRR-repeat protein At1g16930-like
Exons: 2
Coding region: 1-1107 (368 amino acids)
Molecular function (GO): protein binding
Source: RefSeq, a predicted model, not a curated record